UCAACAUUUCAUUUCAUUUAAUCAACAAGUUGAGGAAUAACAAAACAACCAAAAUGAAUACAUUUUUAACAAUUAUGUGUUUUGCUUUGGUAGCAACUGCCACGGCCAAGCCUGGCUACAACUAUCAACAACCAAAACCAGUUGUUAAACAAUCAUUCCGUCCAUCAGCCCCAGUUAGUAACAGUGGCAUAUAUUCUGUACAACAGGCUCCCCCAUUGACCUCAUUCAAUGUUCAAUCUCAAAGCCAACAAAUCAAGCAAAACUUUGUUGCCACCGCACCUGGUCCAGUAUCAGCUCCUCAAUACGCUCCUCAGCCUAUUGAUGUACCCGCUCCACCAGCUCCAUAUGUUCAACAACAAUUUGCUACUCCCGCCAAUUGUACACCCCCAACUGCUCCACAAUAUGUCGGCCCAGCUCCCCAAUAUGUUGCUCCAGUACAACAACCUUCUGUUUAUGCUCCUUCGGCUCCUGCUGCUUCCUCAUCUCAUUACAAUUAUCAACCUCAACAACAAACCAUUGUCUCCAAGGAUAUUUACAUUCACUCUGCUCCUGAGGAAACCGAAGAAAUUGGAGGCGAUAUAGGUGCUGAAGCUGGUCCUAUUCGCAAGAACUACCGCAUUGUGUUCAUCAAGGCCCCAAGCCAAAACUUGAAACUCAAUUUGGAUGCUCUCAAACGUGCUCAAGCUUCCAACGAAGAAAAGACUGUCAUCUAUGUAUUGUCUAAGAAACCCGACCUUGCCAACAUCCAAAAUCAAUUGUCUGCUGUACAAACCGAACAAAAGGCCCACAAACCCGAGGUUUACUUCAUCAAGUAUAAGACUCAAGAAGAAGCCAACCGUGCUCAACAAGAAAUCCAAGCCCAAUACGAUGCUUUGGGUGGUUCAACACACAUUUCCGAUGAAGGUAUUGCUCCCGUUACUUCUGUCAUUGGCGGUGGUCCCGUUAACGUUGGCUCUGUUGGCCCUGUUUUUGGUAGUGGCUCAAGCAAUGUUCCCGUAUUCUCUAGUGGUUCAGCCAAUGGUGGUUCCUUCGGCGGCAGUUCAAACUUUGUUCAAUCUGCUAGCAACAACCAACAAACAUUCGUGCAACAAUCAUUCCAAGGUAGCCAAGGUUCCUCAUCCACUGUUAGCUUUGGCGUUGAAGCACCCAACAACAAGUACUUGCCUGCUCAAAAGAAAUAAGUUGGCAUUUCACUUUUUUCACUAGAUAGUGCCAUUAGUUACUAAU
Messenger RNA from Lucilia sericata (common green bottle fly), 1227 nucleotides. RefSeq lists its product as uncharacterized. NCBI's taxonomy places the organism in Eukaryota, Metazoa, Arthropoda, Insecta, Diptera, Calliphoridae. The record is from RefSeq and is a predicted model, not a curated record.